GAGUCGCGCCGCUGCUCCGUCUCGCACGUACCUACCCGCCCGACGGUAUACACUCAUCGCGCUCUUUGCUCGUGCGGCUCGCUCUGCACGUUCCGAGCGAGAGCUUGUUAUUUAUUCCCUUGCUUGCGCUUUUGGUACGGCGCGGAAAGACAGAGACAGACGCUAUCGAGCGCACGAUAACGAGAGAGAGAGUUCGCGAUCGUCGAGGCGAGAUCGAGGAGCUCGCCGAUCGGCCCUCGGCAAAGAGACAGAGUAAGAGAGUCGUGGGAAAACAAAAGCAACGAGACUAGCCGUUCGUUCUGCUGAAGGAGAGGAGAGGAAGAAUAACCGAACGCUAUAAUUCGAGCCGCGGUGAAGUGCCGGUUGCCGAUCGCCCCCCUGCGCAUUACGCUUACUCUGAUAAGAGACGGCUGCUCCGGAAGUGGCGGAUAUAAGCGCAGUCGUCGUGGCGGCGAACAGUGUGAAUGAGAGUGAUGUGUGUACACGCGCUGCAUCGCCGAGUGAAUAAUGUAUAAAUAGCCCGAUGAUGUGCCUCCGGUGAUGCCGCUGCUGCUCUCACCGGCGUAUAGUGGAUUUAUUGUUAUCCGCUGCUAAUUCUUCAUCGUCCCGCCGUUUUUAUCCCCUUGCCGCUGCAGUCUACUCGUCGCUUUCAUACCCACCGCGGGAAUCUCUCUCAAGUAAUCAAGGAGGAUCAUAAAAGCGGAGCUGUGUGCAGCCUUUGGAUUGUCACGGCGGCGGCCCGAUAGAAGAGAACGAGCCGCCACAGAACGCAGUGCACAUAUAUGCAGCAUUAAACAACGAGAUGAAGGAAUGAGAGAAAGCAAUCGAAAUGAGGCCGAGAUUGUGCUGCUGGUUGUUUUUCGUGCUCUGGCUGGCCGUCGCACUUCCCUGCAGCCCGGUCCAUUCAUUCACUUCUGACGAAGAUCUUUUGUCGCUCACAGCCAACGAAGAUGUCGCCUCGGAGGACGAGGACGCCUACACUGGUGAGGAGGACGACGAGGUGCAGUCGGCGACGAUAGCCAGUGACCCGCUCAUCCCCGAUGGCGGCAAUUUACCGGUCUUCCUCGCCGAGCCGGUCAGCUCGUACGUCGUGAAGAACAAGCCGACGACGCUGCAAUGCAAAACCGCCAACGCACUCAUGGUCCAUUUCCGCUGCAUGGGCCAGAAAAUGGAUAAGGAGAUCAAGCAGGAGUUCGUCGACCCGCACUCGGGUACGCGCAUCAUCGAGGCCGAGCUUAACAUCACUCGCAACAUGAUCGAGGAGUACUUCAGCAAGGAGAAGUUCAAGUGCGAAUGCAUCGCCUGGUCGAGCUCCGGACAGAUCAAGAGUCAGCCAGCUAUCAUUGACGUUGCUUAUUUGAAGAAACAAUUCGAGUCGCCGCCGUACUCGGUGUCGGUCGAGGCCGGCCAGAGCACCGAGCUGAGAUGCCUGCCGCCGAUAGGACUGCCACCGCCGCGGGUCUACUGGCUGAGGAACGGCGUCACCCUCGACACCGACGCCUCGGACACGCUGCUCGUAUCGAGCGAGGGUCAUCUGCUCGUCGGCCAGGCUAAGCUCCAGCAUCAGGCCAACUAUACCUGCGUCGCCGAGAACAUCGCCGCCAAGAGGAGCAGCGAGCCCGCCAGUAUCACAGUCUACGUUAACGGAGGCUGGUCGUCCUGGUCGGCGUGGUCCGAGUGUCACACGCGCUGCGUCAAAGGUGGACAAAAGAGGACGCGGACUUGCACAAACCCGGCGCCCAUGAAUGGCGGGCAGCCCUGUCUCGGGCCGGCGCUGCAGAAAAACGACUGCAAUACCAACUGUCAGCCGGAGGAGAUGGAAAUAUUCACUAACACAUUCGCAGUGGACGGAGGCUGGUCCAGAUGGUCCGCGUGGUCGACCUGCGGCAGCGACUGUACCCACAGCAGGCGGCGGACUUGCGACGAGCCGGCGCCCAGCCAAGGUGGACGGCCAUGUCAGGGAAAGGACGUUACCGUGGCUAAUUGCACCGGAGGCAUGUGCAAUGACAGCGCCAAAAUCGGAGGAGCCCAUUUGACCGAGGAGGCGAGUCGACAAAUGGACGUGGCAUUGUACGUUGGGCUGACGGUCGCCUGUAUCGUCAUCGGAGGCCUGGGCUUCUUCCUAGCCAGACUGGUCCAGCGCAAGGGUCGCGAUCACUCACUCUACUCCAUGGCCAGAAGCGAAUUCCAGCCGGAGUUCUAUCCGGAUCAGGAGAAGAAGCUUAGUCUGCAGCCGGACGUGACCGCGACGAUCGUGCCCGCCUGCUACGAGUAUCCCUUCGACCCGAAACUCUCGAUGUCGCGCUCGCUCUCGGAGCACCACUACGACGUGCCGCACCUGUCUCUACACUCGGGGCCGCAGUCGUCCUCGGUGGUGCCCUCGACCAUGUCCCCGACGCCGAGCACCUCGACCCAGGAGUCCUGCAGCAGCGACAAGCAGAUGCUCUCGGGCAGCGAGAACAGCCUCUCGAGUUCCUACCCGUCGACCGAGUCGACCUACAAUGUCGCCACGGGCAACGUGAGGCUGCCGAUGCUCGAGGCCGGCAACGUCGCCAGGGCCCAUGUCAACAACCGCGGCGCUCUCCUCGUACUCCCGGACUCCGGGAUCUCGAUGUCCGUACCCGAGGGAGCGGUGCCCAAACCCUCGAGGAGCGAGCUUCACCUCGCCGUGCUCAACGAAGAUCGAUUCAGACCCCAGCUGCCAGAUGGCACGACGCAACUCUCGGCAGUGGUGAGCUGCGGCCCGUCGACGGCGAGCUUCGCCAAGCCCGUGAUCCUGCAAUUCGAGCACUGCGCGAUGCUCCAGCCCCCGGCCAGCUGGGAGCUGUCGGUCUGGUGCUGCGACAACCUCGAGGUCGACGACAGCAGCUGCAACGCCAUAGCCCUGAGCAAGGACAAGCCGAUCCUCUGGACGAAGCUGCUGACCCUCGGCAAUGAGACCAUCAACACCCCGCUGUUCACGCAGGUCGAUCGCGCCGAGGUCUUCCUCGUAACGGAGCAGCUCAAGACGUACGUCCUUGCGGGCAAGAGCUGCGGCGGGGCGACGGCCAGUAAGCGACUGAGACUAGCCGUGUACGCGAGCCAGAACCAGGGCGGCAGCUGCUGCCUGCGCGUCUACGCGGUCGAGGACACGAAGGCCGCUAGCAAGGCGCUGGUGGACCGCGAGGCGCAGAUCCGGGGCUGCCUGCUCGACAAGCCGCGCACGCUGCCGUUCGAGGACAGCGGCGAGCCGCUGCAGAUCAGCCUCGAGGAGGUCGGCAACGAGUGGCAGAACAAGUCCCCGACCGAGCGCCAGGAGCUGAGCUUCGCCGAGGUCUGGAACAACCGCGAGAGCCUCAAGUACGUGAGCUUCGAACUGGACGCGAGCAGCUCGAGCGCGACGCGCACCUACAAGCUGCAGAUCUGCCAGAGCUCAACGAGCACGGGCUCGGACGCGCGCCAGGUAUUCAGGAUCAUCUACGACGGCAUGAAGCAGCUCAUCUCCUCGGGCAGCGUGACGAGGCCGCUGAGGGAGGUGACGGUGGUGAGCAGCGUGGCCACGGGACACGGCAGCGCCAACGGCACCGGCGCCGACUCGAGGACGCUGCGGCCGUUCCGCUUCACGCGCUCCCUCAGGAAGCAGCUGUGCCAGUGCCUCGAUCCGCCGAACUCGCUUGGAAACGACUGGAGGAUGCUCGCCCAGAUGCUGCGCGUCGAUAGAUACAUCAAUUACUUCGCCACGAAAGCCAGCCCGACCGAGCACAUUUUGGACCUGUGGGAGGCGAGGCACCGCGAGCCUACGGCCGUUACCGAUCUCCUCAACCAUCUGAGGGUCAUGGGAAGAACCGACGCGGCAACCAUUCUCGAGGCUCAACUCGGGCCCUGGCUCUGAAGCGACGAGCUCCGACUACGCCCCCCGUCAUCAUUAUCAUCAUCAUCGACGUCGUCGUCAUCGUCGGCACCGGCUCGUCGAGACGAGCGAAAAAUCGCCACCGAUCUGAACUGCACGUGCAUGUAGUGAGCAAAGUGCGCGAGAUAUCUGUGACUACCGGUGUAUACAUGUAUACGGCGCGUGUCCGCAAACUCAGCAGAGAGAUAUAAAGACUGCAUACUCGCGGUUAUGAUAGACUACACACGCGCCGCUAUAUAUAUAUAUAUAUAUAUAUACUCGCGCAUGAGCAUGCGUAAACAUAGUGUGUGUUAAAACACCCGAGUGACGCGCUACUGGAACCCCGGGAAGGAAAUAGACGCGGAGGAGGAUCGGCGUCUUCUCGCUGAAUCGGCAGAUAUGCAGCAUUAUAUACGUAUAUAUAGAAAGAGAGAGAGAGAGAGAGAGAGAGACCCGGCGCCAAUCUGCGUAUGUAAAUUCCUCCGCACUAUUCCUAUAAGAUAAAAUCUGCAACGUGUCGCGCGGACGAGAGGAAGGAGAGCACCGAGGUAUGAUUCAUCGGAAUAACGAAAUAUGGCCUUACGUUGCUGCACGUCUUUAAAAAGCGCAUCGAAUAUUCUGUGAGAGGAAAGCGAGCUGGCGAAUGCAUGCGAAGAUUCUGUAAAUAUAUAUAGCGAGACUGUUAACUGUGUUGACUGGUAAGUGUCGAUCGCCGCACGCGAGACGAUUAAAAAUAAAUUAUAACGAAAGGAGAAAAGAGGAGGAAGGAGGUGAGAAACGAGCUCGACACGCGUUACAUGUGCGCGGAGAGGAUCGUUUGUUAUUUUCGACUCUGGACGACGCGCUUUUUGUACUUUGCUUUGCUUCGCGCCGUUAUACAUUCUGGUAAGAUAUUAUUUAUUUUGUAAAAUUAAUGCAGUUAUACACACAUCACUGGCGUGAUUAAUGCGCGCAAAGAUUUAUUAGCUGCGAAUGCCGACUGAACCGCACGUAACGGACGAAGCUUCGUGUAAGAUCGGUGCACUGAAUUUUUUUUUCUUCAAACUUCGCUGCUCGAACUACCAAAACGAUCUACGUAUCUUUGAUACACAGCCGCAAGCACCGAUCUGCCAAUUUUCACUUUUUUACUAUUGCCGAUGCACAAGAGAAACAAAAAGGCUAGAAAGAGGAAACACGGAUUUCCGUGCGACGGUAUAGUUUUAUACGCGCGUUUUGUACAAUCGAUUCGAGAGAGAUGAUAUUUCACUUUUCCUUCCGCUCCCCUUUCGGUAUCGGCGAUCGGGAACGAGAAAAAGCGCUCGAAUACGUAUAGAUACAUAACAGCGCUUGGCGUCAGUGAACGAGUCGCGUCAGAGAAAUCGUAUCUUGUAGCACAGUGGUUCCGUGACGCGGCGCGAAAGAAUCGCGUAAUCCGUUGCCUCUCGCAAAAUAAAAACAAUCAAUUCCCGGCGCCAAUCGUUGUUAGCUUUAGAUCGUCUACAUUUCUUUUGUUGGUAUACACGCGAGUUUUUUUAAUUUCAUAAAACAAUGGCUUAUUCUGUGCUUCGUAUACGCAUACAUGAUCAUGAUAAAAAGAAAAAGUAAGACACGCGCGUUUUCGUAUAUAAACGGAAUAAUCACACAACGAUCGUCAAAGCGUUCUUAGACUAUGUAUACACGUGAUAAAGGAUAAUAUCGACACACUAAUAAGAGUUUAUAUAUAUGAAUAUAUGCAGUUGUAUAUGUAUGUAUAGACAAGAAGAGACGUUAUAUUAUGCAUUUAAAUAUGGAUUUAUGUAUUAUACAUAUAUAAAAGGAUUUACAAGGUGCGCCUAAAAAGUCAGACGCAGAUACAUGAGAUGUACCGUGUUGAAACUCGCGAAGAAACCACACGGAUAUCUUUCGAGAUGCAAAUCGUGAACCACCCACUAAAUCCGAUUGUUUCACUGCCAAGUUGCACUGCCCCCCUAUCGAAUUUCUUUUACCGCGUUCUUACGUAGUGGCAGAAUGACUAUAUCAGAAACCUAUAUUUUGUCAUUGCAAUGAACACACAUUCUUUUGCAUUUAUAUAACGUAUACUUGGAAUUCGAGUAACUGUAUAGAGUUCGAAAACGUUAACGAGGAACUAUAAAAGUAAUUACGUUCUAGUAUCAGUGCCUAGUUGAUUGAUUGAUAUAAUACGAUAUGUUUUCGCAAAGUACGAUAUUUUCGACUAUUUUGAAUAGAGUUAAAAAAAAGGAAUGACGAUUUCGUUCGAUUAUUGACUAACUGAAAAUGUAUACCGAUACGAGUAGUGCGAGAUGCAAAGAUAUUCGAGUGGUUUCGCACUAUGUGUGUGUGAAUGCGCCCUACGAAGCUAUUGGAUCGACCAGUUCAUGGAAGAAAAAAUGACAGCUCUAUGUAAGUUGUAACCUAAAGAAAAAAAAACUAACACCAAACAUAUAAAAUUUUGAACUUUAUAAAUAUUUAUAACUAGGAAGACUCGUUGUAAAUGUAACGUUUAAUUCCCGGCAAGAAUAUAAUAAAGCAAGACGUAAUCUAAACAAGAGAGAAAUAGACAAAGAGAUGCAGAUAUCUUACAUAGAGUAAACAUUUUUUUUUUAUUAGGAACGACAUGAGUUUUGUAGGAUAAUCACCGGCGCGCAUCUUAAUGCGGAACGCUGAUCACUGUAUAACGCAGAAAAAAAGACGAAUAACACUCGCAUUCGAAGCGAUCGGUGUGCCAAGGAAAAAAAAGUUCUUAUGCGAAUUCGUUAUUAAGCUUAUGUAAAUGUGCAGCGAUAGCUAAAGACCUAAACUGAGACAGUUGCUGUCUUCGCCAGUUGCUCAUCGAUCCGUUUGUGCCAAUUUUCAAAAACAAAAGACAAAACGACACUCGCAUCUCCUGCUCUGCGGAUUUUUCGCGCGACGACGAUCGCUAUCUCCUAUCUACUUAAACUAUACAAAGAAUACUCAUCACCGUCUCUAACUAUCGGUCUACUUAGCUCACGCGCUUUAUUCGUUGUAUCGUGUCUCAAUAAUGCCUUUCGUUGUAAAUAAAAUUCGUUGUCCCUUCGCGAUUAUUGAAGAACGAUAUACCGCACCAACGUGAGUCAUCGGCUCCCGAUAAAUCCGCAGAGCUCGAUCAAUCCUUGUAUCCGAUUCUCCAAACGACAGCGAGAAGACGCGUUUGUAACGACUAAAUUUGCCUUAUAUUUUUUUUACCAGCAAUGAAUCGCGCGCUCGUGCGGCACUCUGUUUAACCGUUAAGUUCUCUUUGGCGCGCGUGUGUGUACAGCAAUGCCUUCUCCUUUUUUCCUCGCAUAUUUUUCAUGCGUACGUACAUACGCGACUAAUACGCCGCGGGCUUUUAAAGCCGCGCGUUCAACGCACGGCCUAUUAUACAAUUUAAAAUGCAAGCGAGGGAAAAGGAGAGGAGAACAAGCGGACACGGAAUACGCAUAACGUAUUACGUGCGCGCGCGCGCCUGUGAGUGUGUAUGUGUGUGUGUGUGUGUGUGUGUGUGAGAGAGAGAGAGAGAGAGAGAGAGAGAGAGAGAGAGAGAGAGAGAGAGAGGCCAACGAACGAUCUGAGCGCAGCGGCGCUACGCGAAAGAAGGAGCGCGCGCUCGAGGAAGAAGCUCAUUGUGUUUUAUCUUCUUCUUCUUUCUUCUUCUUCUUCUUCAUUUUUUAUUAUUUGAGAUCUUCGGUUGUUCGAAAGAAGAAACUUGAAAUUUGUAUAUUUGUUAUCUUAGACGAAUAAAAUAUUCUUGUAUACCUGAAA
Nasonia vitripennis (jewel wasp) is the source of this 7609-nucleotide messenger RNA. Its product is annotated as netrin receptor UNC5C. Lineage: Eukaryota; Metazoa; Arthropoda; Insecta; Hymenoptera; Pteromalidae. Gene Ontology annotation, cellular component: membrane. Bases 830 to 3871 code for a protein of 1013 amino acids. Gene Ontology annotation, biological process: netrin-activated signaling pathway; motor neuron axon guidance. The record is from RefSeq and is a predicted model, not a curated record. The transcript has 12 exons. Gene Ontology annotation, molecular function: protein binding; netrin receptor activity.